UCUUAUUCCAUUUCACAGCAGAUAGCCUUCCCUUUAUUUGUCUUGUUUUCUCCUUCACGUUGCAGCUUGCAGUCAUAGGAGAGGUGCAGUUGUGUAGCUGUUAAGCGUUAGACAGACAUGAACAACAAGAGACUGGCAGUUUCCUAAAUGUCAUAUUUUAACCAUGCGCUAACGUUUUUAUUUCUCUCAAUCCACAAUUGGGCAUCAGGCUGUAUUUAAUUCUUAGUAGGAGAGAACUGAACCCUCUGCUCUUUUAAAAGUUGUAAACUGUAUAGCUUGCUUAUAAGUAAGUUAUGGAACCAGUGGUCUUCAAGCCGCCACUCUAUCAACAGCGCUAUCAGUUUGUGAAGUCCUAUGUGGAUACCUACAAGCCCAAAAAGGUUGCAGAUCUUGGCUGCAGCGAGUGUGCACUUCUUCACACACUCAGGUUCUGGGACUGCAUUGAGGUGCUUGUGGGUUUGGACAUUGAUGAAGAUGUGCUGAGAAGGAAAAUGCAUACCCUGACACCCCUAGCAGCUCAUUACCUCGAGCCCAGCAAGACCUCAUUGACAGUAAACUUAUACCAGGGUUCCGUGACACAGAAGGAUCCAGCUCUUCUUGGCUUUGAUUUGAUAACAUGCAUUGAGCUGAUAGAACAUUUGAAAGCAGAUGAUCUGGCCGAUUUCAGAGAAGUGCUAUUUGGAUUCAUGGCACCAUUCACUGUAAUAAUAAGCACCCCUAAUGCUGAAUUUAACAUCCUGCUUCCCAAAUGCACAGGCUUCCGGCACCCUGAUCACAAGUUUGAAUGGAACCGCAGAGAAUUUCAGAGCUGGGCUACUGAAGUUGCUGAAUGCUUUAAUUACAGGGUGGAAUUUACUGGUGUAGGAGAACCUCUUCAGGAUUCCAAAAAUGUUGGGUUUUGUUCCCAAAUAGCAGUUUUUACCCGCAAUUACACAGAGAGUGAGGAAUCUCUUAAAAGGAAAAUGGAAUAUAAGAGUGUAUACAAAACAGUGCUGCAUGCUGUAUACCCAAGUCUUCAAGAAGAGAAGUACCUGCGUCAGGCUGUACAGAAAGUAGCAUUAUUUCAUGCAUACCAAAUAAAGGCAAAUUUUCUACAGCAGUUUAUCCCGAAAGAAGAGAAUGAAGAGUCACACAAUACAGAUACUGAGGAUGAAGAGCCACACAAUACAGAUAAUGAGCAUGGACACUGCAUGGAUUUAAAGCUGACUUCCAAAUGGCCAACACUACCUCAGACAGAGCAGGAUGAAAACAUGGAACCUUUUCUUCAAGGAGAUACCCUUUAUGUGCCCCUGCAAAAGAUCUUCUGUGUCCCAAAAGUAAAGGAACUUUGUGGGAAUAUGGAUAAUUUAAGAACAAUGAUAACUGGCGAAGCCACACUUAGUACUGAUGGAAAUGCAAUUUUAUAUCAUGUUGAUCUGGAAAACAGUUUUUAGUUGCUGAUACCCUUAGUUAAUGACAUGUAAGAAAUAUUUACAGUGUUUUAGUUAGCCCAAUACUCCGGGCCUCUCACUAUACCUGCCUAAGAAAUUGCUAAUUAGGUAGUUAGGCUGGAGCAAAAAUGUAUAUCGGUAGCUUUUUUUUUUUUCUUAAAACGUUACCUAAAUCAAUAAUGUCAAAUAGUUUUGUUAGGCAAUAUUUUAUGAAGAGUUCUAACUAGGGAUGCACUUAAUCCACUAUUUUGGAUUCGGCCAAACCCCCUGAAUCCUUCGUGAAAGAUU
Xenopus laevis (African clawed frog) is the source of this 1718-nucleotide messenger RNA. RefSeq names its product HEN methyltransferase 1 L homeolog (gene henmt1.L). Gene Ontology annotation, cellular component: cytoplasm; nucleus. Gene Ontology annotation, biological process: siRNA processing; piRNA processing. Gene Ontology annotation, molecular function: O-methyltransferase activity; small RNA 2'-O-ribose methyltransferase activity; RNA methyltransferase activity. The record is from RefSeq and is a predicted model, not a curated record. The transcript is spliced from 7 exons. Bases 294 to 1433 code for a protein of 379 amino acids. NCBI's taxonomy places the organism in Eukaryota, Metazoa, Chordata, Amphibia, Anura, Pipidae.